Molecule: messenger RNA, 2944 nt
Organism: Cavia porcellus (domestic guinea pig)
Lineage: Eukaryota; Metazoa; Chordata; Mammalia; Rodentia; Caviidae
Gene: Trim17
Product: tripartite motif containing 17
Exons: 7
Coding region: 625-2058 (477 amino acids)
Biological process (GO): protein ubiquitination; regulation of gene expression
Cellular component (GO): cytoplasm
Molecular function (GO): ubiquitin protein ligase activity; protein binding; zinc ion binding
Source: RefSeq, a predicted model, not a curated record
GCAGCACUGGGUCAGAGCCUCGGCUACCCGCCCAGGUUCAGCCUCUCUGCCUCCGGACCGGUAGGACUGGCAGCCUGGGGAGCUGCAGGGCUCACCUUCGCGCCCCGCCCUGCUCUCCUUGCCCCGCCCUCCUCCUGCAGGAAGGACCCCCAUUUCUCUUCUACCCCUGUGCCCCCCACCUCGCUGACGCCACAAAGACCGUUCCCGCGACGUUGUCGCCCCAGCUCCACGGCGCACUCCCAGCCUCUCCACCGCCAGGAGUCCUGGCGCCCAGAGCCCCUCGACGCAUCUUCCUACCUCGAACACCGCCCUGUCUCAGGGCGACCACACUGACCUGGGGACUCUGCAUGAGCCACAAGGACGGAGUGACAACUCCUGAGAUUAGGCGCCUGAGCCCCAGGAUACCUAGGCACCCAGUCACUGGAGUGCAUUCGGAGUGCAUUUGGCUGCACAAACUGUGGGACUCUGUGGUUUAGGGAUGUGGAGGAGAGCCGGGGCAGCCCUUGAAGUUUAAAGGUUCAAAUCCUCCUCUGACCCUCCCAGCAAAGACUCCCACGCCCCGGCAAGUAGAAGGAAAAGCCUGUGGGUCUCUACUGGACAGGACUGCAUGGAAACCCAGGAACCAUGGAUGCUGUGGAACUGGCCAGAAAGCUGCAAGAGGAAGCCACGUGCUCCAUCUGCCUCGACUAUUUCACAGACCCUGUGAUGACCGCCUGUGGCCACAACUUCUGCCGCACCUGCAUCCAAACAAGCUGGGAGAAGGUGAAAAGCAAGAAGGGGAGAAGGAGGCAGAAGGGGGUCUUCCCUUGCCCCGAGUGCAGGGAGAUGUCGCCCCAGCGGAACCUGCGGCCCAACCGUCUGCUGACCAAGGUGGCCGAGAUGGCAAGACAGCACCAUGGGCUGCAGGAGCGGGACCUGUGCCCAGCACACCAGGAGCCCAUCAAGCUGUUCUGCCUGGAGGACCAGAGCCCCAUCUGUGUCGUGUGUAGGGAGGCGCGGGAGCACCGGGAGCACAGGGUGUUGCCUGUGGAGGAGGCCCUUCGGGAGUACAAGUUGAAGCUGGAGGAGAACAUGUGUCACCUGCGGGAGGAAGUGAGAAAGACAGAGAAGCUACAAGCCAAGGAGGAGCAGACCUUAGCCCAGUGGCAGGACAGAGUGAAGGACCGGAGGGAGAGGAUUAUGGUGGAGUUUGAGAAAGUGGCCCUGUUCCUGGCAGAGGAGGAGCAGAGACUCCUCCAGGCCCUGAAGAGGGAGGAGGAAGAGACAGCAGUGCAGCUUCGAGACAGCAAGGCCACCCUAGACCAGCAGCGCCGCUCCCUGGACUUGCUACUGAUGCAGCUUGAGGAUCAGAGCCUGCGGGAGCCUGUACAGAUGCUUCAGGAUAUGAAGGACACCCUGGGCAGGAAGCACAGCUUGAGCGUGCAGUGUCCAGAGGUGGCUGUCCCCACGGUGAUCAAGACUAUAUGCAGGGUUCCUGGACAGAGAGAUGUGCUCAGAGGCUUCCAAGAGGAAGUGGUGCCAGACCCCACCUCGGCAUACCCCUAUCUCCUCCUGUAUGAGAGCCGCCAACGGCGCUACCUCAGCUCCCUGCCUGAGGCCAGCACUGCCUGCAGCAGGGACCGGUUCCUGGCCUACCCCUGUGCCGUGGGCCAGCAGAGCUUCUCCUCAGGAAAGCACUACUGGGAAGUGGGCAUGAACCUCCUUGGGGAUGCACUCUGGGCCUUGGGAGUGUGCAGAGACAAUGUGAGCCGGAAGGAAAGAGUGCUCAAGUCCCCCGAAAAUGGGUUCUGGGUGAUACAGCUGUCCAAGGGGAAGCAGCCAUCAUCCCCAGUGCCCACCACCAUGCCUGUCACACUGAUUGAGCCUCCCAGCCAUGUAGGCAUCUUCCUGGACUUCGAGGCUGGUGAGGUGUCCUUCUACAAUGUGAAUGAUGGGUCCCACUUGCACACCUACUCCCAGGCUGCCUUCCCUGGGCCUCUGCAGCCCUUCUUCUGCCUGGGAACACCCAAGUCCGGCCAGAUGGUCAUUUCCACAGUGACCAUGUGGGUGAAGGGGUAGAGGCUUGGUGCAGCAGGAGUCCUCUGUUGCACACAGGGCACUUCCUCCACAGAAUCACAAUUAAAGUGGUCAAAUGUUGGGAUCAGAUUGGCAGUGCUUUGUAAAGGGAACUGGAAAGAAAGGCAACCACUCCUAAUGGGUCAGAUCUCCAAAUGCACAGCUGUACCCCCAGCACAGUGUGGCCUAGCUGUUUGUUUUGCCACACUGGAGACUGAACUCAAGUUUUUGCACUGAGCUACAUUUCAUUUUUAUUUUGUAUUUUGAGACAGAGCUUAAGUCACUAAAUUGUCCAGGCUAGGCCUGAAUAGGCCUCAGCUUUGCCUCAGCUUUUCAGAGUGCUGGAUUAUAUGCACACCAUGGCCCUAGCACAGUGUGGCCUUUUUUUUUUUUAACCUCUGCCUCCUGCCUCAACUUCUUGGUUCCUGGUUCCCCUGGCGCCCUCCUCUGACUACCUGAGAGGCUUAACUCUAAAAAGCCACGCCUGGUUCCUCCCAGCUCCUAGAAGUUGUACGUGAGGAGUAAAAUCCAAAGGACAGGGAGAAUUUGGGAGUCGCCUCUCCUCGGGCUCCAGCAUAUUUUCCUAACAUCUCCACUCCAAGUUCUUGCUCCCAGCACCCCAAAAGUCCGAUCUAAUAUGUACUGCUUUCCCAGGCGAGGAGGCCUCACUGACAGAAUCGUAGCCCCACAGCCCCGGCCCGGUCCCCAGGUCGCGCAGGUGUCAAAGGGCCCGGAUCCUUCAGGGCGCGGCAGGGAAGGUGAAGGAAGACGGCUGGGGCUGGCCCAGCUCCUGCUGUCGCUAAGGACCCCCGUCGCCCGCCCCCGACCCCCGACGCGCGCUCGCGCUCCGCCUGCCCCGCGCCGCGUUACCCGCCACAACCAAUCCGAG